Ctenopharyngodon idella (grass carp) is the source of this 1367-nucleotide messenger RNA. RefSeq names its product transmembrane protein 88 b (gene tmem88b). Lineage: Eukaryota; Metazoa; Chordata; Actinopteri; Cypriniformes; Xenocyprididae. Bases 259 to 927 code for a protein of 222 amino acids. The transcript is spliced from 3 exons. Gene Ontology annotation, cellular component: plasma membrane. The record is from RefSeq and is a predicted model, not a curated record. Gene Ontology annotation, molecular function: PDZ domain binding.
AGUCUGCCUCACUAAGAGAGAGCGAGUGGACAAAUAUACAGCCAAUCUGAGCUUAAACCAACUACAAUGAGAGCAAGGAUCAGCCUAAUACGGCAAGGAAAACGUUUUUAAAAUUUUUGAGAUUCUACAACCUUUUGAACAAGGAAUUCCAAAAAAUAGGACAAGAAAAAAACAAAAAAAACAAAACAAAGGAGUGCAUGUUGAGUUAGAUAAAGGCAACAAAAAGAAGAGGACUACUGGACUCAACAUUGGAUCAGGAUGAGCAUGAAUGGCACACUGGAGAAGGGGGCUCAUCACCAGACCCUCGACCUCUCUGAAGAGCUCCCAAACAACAGCCAUCACCAUCAUCACCAUCACCCCAAUUUCCAGCACACAAACUCCUUGGCCUCCACUGUGCCAGCCGGGACCCCAGUAGGAGGAUCUGGAGUUGUUGUGCCUCCACCUUACUCUGCUGCGGAGGCUGGGGGAGGUGAAGCUCCGCUGGAGCUCCGGGGCUCUCUGGACUGCUGGGCGUGUUCAGUGCUGGUGACAGCGCAGAACCUGCUGAUCGCAGCCAUCAACGCCUGCCUGGCUGGGUUGGUUUUUGGGCUCAUCCUCACUCCUGCUAUUGUCAUGGUGGUGUUUGGCUUUCUCUGUCAUUCAACGGUGCGCCCUCACGGCUCAUCACCAUACUGUUCGGACCUACUGAAUGACGGCGGUUGUGUGGCUCUGCUGGUUGUGGGUUUCUUGCUAGUGACUCCACUCUUGGUUCUGGCCUUGGCUGCGUACUGUCGGCUUGCUCGUCACCUUCAGCUGGGUCUGUGUUUUAUUCCAUACAGCCGUGCCGUCUACAAGAACCUUCCAGCUACCCAGCACCGUGGCUUGGCAGGUGGCUGCUGUGGACAGCAAUCUGGGAAAAGAGAAGGGAAGGGAAAGGUGUGGGUGUAGAGGGAAAGGACUACACGACUGUAGUACUGGAGAUAUGAAAAGUUGUGAAAGAACACAUUACACAUUGAAGACCUAAAAAUCCCCCACAUAAAAAUAUUUAAAUACAUAUCAGACAUAAAGAAAUAAGGAAUUCUUACUCACUGAUUAACAUGUUUUAUAGCCAGACACACCAUGUUCGUCAAUUUGUUAUAAGACAAUAAAUGAAAACUUUUUUAAUUUUAGUACUUGAUAUUUAUAAUCAAAUUCAAAUAUCCAAAAAUGUUGUGUAUGUAUUCCAUGUAUAAAAAACACUAUUCGCCUCAUACAAUAAGCACACAUGUAUUAAGACAUUGUCAAAAAAAAUUUGUUAUAUAUUUUCUUAUAACAUGUACAGUGUUGUGUAUUUUCUCUUUUCCUUAAAUGUUCCAUUAAAUACAAAUCAAAUACUGUAAUUUCACAAA